This is a messenger RNA of Cynocephalus volans (Philippine flying lemur), 1968 nucleotides long. Its product is annotated as zinc finger protein 260-like. The record is from RefSeq and is a predicted model, not a curated record. Lineage: Eukaryota; Metazoa; Chordata; Mammalia; Dermoptera; Cynocephalidae. Gene Ontology annotation, molecular function: DNA-binding transcription factor activity, RNA polymerase II-specific; RNA polymerase II cis-regulatory region sequence-specific DNA binding. Gene Ontology annotation, biological process: regulation of transcription by RNA polymerase II.
AUGCCUGCUGGAGGGAAACCUUAUGACCAUGAUAUAACUGGAAAUUUUCCCAGACAUCAUGAGCAUCUUAGUCAGCAUCCCAAUGUUCAAACUGGGAUGCAGCCUUUAGAAUACAGUGGAAAAGGGAAAUCCUCUAACACAGAGCCAAUAGAAUUUACCCGUGAAAAUAUUCAUAUGGAUGACACAACCUAUAAAUAUAAUGAAUAUGGGAAAGACUGUGGGAAGUCAGCUGUCAUUGACCAAGAAAUAAACCAGGUAGAAAGGAAAACUUUUCAAUGUGAUGUAUGUGGGAAAAUAUUCUAUAAAAAAUAUGAACUCACUAAACAUCAGAUUAUGCACACAGGAGAGAAGCACUAUAAAUAUACUGAAUGUGAGAAAUCUUUUAUUAAGAAAUUACACUUUACCUCACACCAGAGAACACCUAUGCAGGAGAAGCUUUAUGGUUGUAAUCAACAUGAGAAAUUUUUUUGUCAGAAGUCAGACCUUACAAUGCAUCAGAGAAGUCACACAGGAGAAAUUUACUAUGGAAAUAUUAACUGUGGAAAAAGCUUCUGUGAGAAUUCACUCCUCAGCCAUCCUGAGAGAAAUCACACAGAUGAAAUAUCAGAUGGAUAUAGUGAAUGUAGAAAAAUUUUCUACCAUGAGUCUGCCCUUACUCUAUAUCAGAGAAUAGACACACAUGAGAAACCAUGUAAAGAAUAUAAAAAAACUUUGUACACUAAUAAAUGUGAUAAAACAUUUCACCAAAUGUCACACUGCAGCAGCCUUCAGAGGAUUCACAGAGGUGAGAAACCUUGUGAAUGUAAAGAAUGUAGGAAAGCUUUCCUCUAUAAGUCAGUCCACAUUUUAUAUCAGAGAACUCACACAAGUGAGAAACCAUAUGAAUGUAAAGAAUGUGGAAAAACCUUUAACCGAAAGUCAAACCUCAGCAUGCAUCACAGAAUUCACACAGGUGAGAAACCAUAUGAAUGUGAGGAAUGUGGAAAAGCUUUUAUCCAAAAGGCAGACCUCAGCAGGCAUGAGAGAACCCACACUGGUGAGAAACCAUAUGAAUGUAAAGAAUGUGGAAAAGCUUUUAGUGAAAAGUCAUACCUCAGCAUUCAUCAGAGAACUCACACAGGUGAGAAACCAUAUGAAUGUAGAGAAUGUGGAAAAACUUUUAACCGAAAGUCAAACCUUAGCAUCCAUCAGAGAAUUCAUACAGAUGAGAGACCAUAUGAGUGCAAAGAAUGUGGAAAAGCUUUUAACCAAAAGUCAUACCUCAGCAGCCAUCAGAGAACUCACACAGGUGAGAAACCAUAUGAAUGUAGAGAAUGUGGAAAAUCCUUUAACCAAAAGUCACACCUCAGCCACCACCAGAGAAUCCACACAGGCAAGAAACCAUAUGAACGUAGAGAGUGUGGAAAUACUUUUAAGAAAAAGUCACACCUCAGUAGCCAGAGAACCCAGACAGAUGAGAAACCAUUUAAAUGUAAAGAAUGUGGAAAAUCUUUUAACCAAAAGGUAGACCUCAGCAGGCAUGAGAGAACGCACACAGGUGAGAAACCAUAUGAAUGUAAGGAGUGUGGAAAAGCUUUUACCCGAAAAUCAUACCUCAGCAUUCAUCAGAGAAUUCACACAGGUGAGAAACCUUAUGAAUGUAAAGACUGUGGAAAAGCUUUUACUCAAAAGUCAGAUGUCAGCAGGCAUGAGAGAAUUCACACAAGUGAGAAACCAUAUGAAUGUAAAGACUGUGGGAAAGCAUUUAACCAAAAGUCAUACCUCAGCAGGCAUAAGAGAACUCACACAGGUGAGAAACAGUAUGAAUGUGACUGUGGGAAAGCUUUAAACCAAAAGUCAUACCUCAGAUUUCAUCAGAGAACUCACAUGGGAGAGAAACCAUAUGAAUGUAGAGAAAGUGGAAAAACUUUUAAACAAAAAUCAAACCUUAGCAGUCAUCAGAGAAUUCACACAGGUGAGAAACCAUGA